Molecule: messenger RNA, 1992 nt
Organism: Gavia stellata (red-throated loon)
Lineage: Eukaryota; Metazoa; Chordata; Aves; Gaviiformes; Gaviidae
Gene: SNX2
Product: sorting nexin 2
Exons: 15
Coding region: 1-1560 (519 amino acids)
Biological process (GO): early endosome to Golgi transport; intracellular protein transport
Cellular component (GO): endosome membrane; retromer complex; endosome
Molecular function (GO): phosphatidylinositol binding
Source: RefSeq, a predicted model, not a curated record
AUGGCGGCGGAGAGGGAGCCCCCACCACUGGGGGAGGCGCGGGCCGCUGACUUCGAGGAGCUGGAGGACGGCGAGGACCUCUUCACCAGCACCGUGUCCACCCUGGAGUCAAGUCCUUCAUCUCCAGAGCCAGCAAGUCUUCCUGCAGAAGACCUCAGCACAAACUCCAAUGGUCCAAAGCCGGCAGAAAUCAUGCUAGAUGAUGACAGAGAAGACCUCUUUGCUGAAGCAACAGAAGAAGUUUCACUGGACAGUCCAGAGAGGGAUCCAAUACUUUCACCAGAACCUACUCCUGCAAUCACUCCUGUAACACCUACUACAUUAGUAGCUCCCAGAAUGGAAUCGAAAAGCAUAACAGCCCCUGUGAUUUUUGAUAGAUCCAGAGAAGAGAUUGAAGAGGAAGCAAAUGGAGAUUUGUUUGAUAUCGAAAUCAAUGUAUCAGACCCAGAGAAAGUUGGAGAUGGCAUGAAUGCUUAUAUGGCAUACAGAGUAACAACAAAGACUUCGCUUUCCAUGUUCAACAAAAAUGAAUUCUCUGUUAAAAGAAGAUUCAGUGAUUUUCUUGGCUUGCACAGCAAAUUAGCAACAAAGUACAUGCAUAUUGGUUACAUUGUGCCUCCGGCUCCAGAAAAAAGUAUUGUAGGCAUGACCAAGGUUAAAGUAGGCAAGGAAGAUUCUUCAUCUACUGAAUUUGUAGAGAAAAGAAGAGCAGCUCUAGAAAGGUAUCUUCAACGAACAGUAAAACACCCAACCUUGUUACAGGAUCCAGAUUUAAGACAGUUCUUGGAAAGUUCCGAGCUGCCGAGAGCGGUUAACACCCAGGCUUUGAGUGGAGCAGGAAUAUUGAGGAUGGUGAACAAGGCUGCCGACGCUGUCAACAAAAUGACAAUCAAGAUGAAUGAAUCGGAUGCAUGGUUUGAAGAAAAACAGCAGCAAUUUGAGAAUCUGGAUCAGCAACUUAGGAAACUUCAUGCCAGUGUUGAAGCAUUAGUCUGCCACAGAAAAGAGCUUUCAGCCAACACAGCUGCCUUUGCUAAAAGUGCUGCCAUGUUAGGUAACUCUGAGGACCACACUGCUCUAUCUAGAGCUUUGUCUCAGCUUGCAGAGGUUGAGGAGAAGAUAGAUCAAUUGCAUCAAGAACAAGCUUUUGCUGAUUUCUAUGUGUUCUCAGAACUGCUUGGUGAUUACAUUCGUCUCAUUGCUGCAGUAAAAGGUGUGUUUGAUCAUCGAAUGAAAUGCUGGCAGAAGUGGCAGGAUGCUCAGGUCACUUUACAAAAAAAACGUGAAGCUGAAGCAAAGCUCCAACUUGCAAACAAACCUGAUAAAUUGCAGCAAGCUAAAGAUGAGAUAAAAGAGUGGGAGACAAAAGUUCAGCAAGGGGAAAAAGAUUUUGAACAGAUCUCCAAAACCAUUCGCAAGGAGGUGGGAAGAUUUGAGAAGGAACGAGUGAAAGACUUUAAAACUGUUAUUAUCAAGUACUUAGAGUCGUUAGUGCAAACACAACAGCAGCUAAUAAAAUACUGGGAGGCAUUCCUACCUGAAGCCAAAGCCAUCGCCUAAAAGAAGAAUAUUCCAAUGACAAGACACUCUGGAUAUUUGUCCUGGAUAAAACUAAAUUCCACAGUGAAAUCACUUUAAAUCAUCCAAAUAAACCACUAUCUAUUUUAUGAAUUAACAUGUGGCUUUUUUUAUAUACUACAGCAUUUUAUUAACAAGCUGCAUGUCCUGACCCUCUUUGAAGUGGACUGUGGCAUGAUGUUCUGCAAUACAUUGCUGAAUUGAACACUAUUGUGUCUUAAUACUUGCACUGAAACGUGCACUGCAAGGCCAGAAAGCUGAUAUUUUUGUUCUUUACAAUACAAUGUUCUGUAGUAUGUUUACCUGAUCUUUAUGAAAUAAAUUUAAUUGCAUUGAUUAAUGUUCACUUAAACAUUCCUGUACAAAAUCAUGUUUUUGUGAUUACAAUAAUAAAGGGAUGUACUGUGUGAAACA